This is a messenger RNA of Mycena indigotica, 654 nucleotides long. RefSeq lists its product as uncharacterized. The record is from RefSeq and is a predicted model, not a curated record. NCBI's taxonomy places the organism in Eukaryota, Fungi, Basidiomycota, Agaricomycetes, Agaricales, Mycenaceae. Bases 1 to 654 code for a protein of 217 amino acids. The transcript has a single exon.
AUGCCAGGAAAGCACGUCCACUUUUCUGAUGCCCCCGACGAGGCGUACUACCCCUUCCCCUCCACACCCUCGCCGUCCUACUCAGUGAGCUCGCUGCCGUCUUCCACGGGCCCAACCACUCCCCCGCAACCCACCUACCCCUAUCUACCGCUUGCCAUCGCCAGCGGCAGCACCCACCGCGUUCUCCAGCCGCACCACCUUGUCUGGCGCGUCGUGCUCCCUACCGCCAAUGUACUCCCCUCGAAAGUCAACGCGGGUAUGCCCCAGCACGUGCUCUUCGAGCCCGCAACCAACCCCCCGCUGCCCGCCCUUACUAUCGUCCACCCACGGCUUGGGUCAUGGCGCAUAGAGGUCACACCCAAGCCUGGCUCGGGGAGUGUUGUCAGGGUCUGCGAUGUGCUGGAGGGGGUAUACACAUCGCUACGACAAGGGGCAGCGGAGGCCGACUUCAAGAAUUUGCCGAGUAAAGUCGCGCAACAAGAGGUCACGAAGGCCUAUGCGCGGCGGUACAGCAACAUCCCUGACCCCGCUGCGCAAAUAGUUGAGCAGAAGAAGGGGCUCAAGCGGGUGGACUUUUUGGGGAAGUGUGUGAACUGGGUCGGGGUCGUUCCCUCAACGACAGUGCCAGGGGCAUUCGAACUCAUAUUGGCAUAA